UACGUGCGUUCUGUACACAAACGGCCCCGGUUGCUUUCGAGCCCUUUCCGGCAACUCUGGGGACCGGACCGUGCCGGGGACCGAGGUCACUGCACCCCGGCUUCCGUUUCGGUAAACCUCGGGGAGCCGGUCGCUAGAGGCACGUCCGGCUGGGUGGGCAAGCUCGAACUUUGGCUUGGGCCCGCUGCACGGUGUCGGAGUGUCUGUCCACUGCUUCAGGACGCCGGCUUGUCUCCGCGCCUGUGUGGUCGAGCCACCGGGGAUCCGGAGGGACAGCAUGUCCGGAAGCCCAGAGAAGAGCCUUACUGCCCAAGAGCUGAAGGAGCAAGGGAAUCGCCUCUUCCUCGGUAGGAAGUAUCAAGAAGCCGCGGCCUCCUACAGCAAGGCCAUAAACCGUAACCCAUCUGUGGCAGUAUACUACACAAACCGUGCUCUGUGCUACGUGAAGAUGCAACAGUUCGAUAAGGCGGUAGCAGACUGUAAACAUGCCCUGGAGUUAGAUAGCCAGUCUGUUAAGGCUCACUUCUUCCUAGGACAGUGCCUGCUGGAAAUGGAGAAUUAUGAUGAAGCUAUCGGCAACCUGAAUAGAGCUUACAAUUUAGCAAAAGAACAACGGUUGAAUUUUGGGGAUGACAUUCCAAGUGCCCUGAGGAUAGCCAAAAAGAAGCGAUGGAACAGCAUUGAAGACAAAAGAAUACAGCAGGAGAAUGAUCUUCAUGACUAUCUCACCAAACUGAUCCUCUCAGAAAAGGAAAGGGAAGUGGAACAGUGUAAACGAAAACUCCAUGAAGAGAGCAUGGAUGAUUCCCGAACUCGAAUGGAAAUUGCAAAGAUAGAAGCCAGACAUGACAAAUACAUGAAUGAAAUGGAUAACUUGUUCUCACAAGUGGAUGAGAAGAGAAAGAAGCGAGAUAUUCCUGACUAUCUCUGUGGAAAGAUCAGCUUUGAGUUAAUGAGGGAGCCAUGCAUUACACCCAGUGGGAUCACAUAUGACAGGAAAGAUAUAGAGGAGCAUCUUCAGCGGGUGGGUCACUUUGAUCCAGUGACUCGAAGUCCAUUGACUCAAGAACAGUUGAUUCCAAAUCUGGCCAUGAAGGAGGUAAUUGAUGCAUUUAUAUCAGAAAAUGGCUGGGUAGAAGAUUACUAAACUGGAUUUAAGGCCAUCAGGACUUGCAUAUUUGCACUGCAGCAUCAAUUCAAUGAUUGGACUAACAAACUGAGUGAGAGUGAGCAAGCCACAGAAACUGACCGAACGAUGUGGAGUGAGGGGAUGUGCAGGUAUCGCCUGCAGCUCUGUACCUGAGGGACUCGCAUCUUUUUGCUUAUGUUUAAAUUUCUCUUACAUGCAUGUAUAUAAAUCAUAUUUGCCAGAGGAAUUCUGAACCUAGAGCAGUUAUUAAAAUGUUACUGGCUCUUUAAAAUGUUGUUGGUGUAGUGGGGUAAUCUGAUUUACAGCUUUGAUUUUAAAUUUAAAGAACAAUUGAAUUGGAUUAUAUUUCAUGCAAUAUUUGAGUGCUUUGUUUUUUAUUGUAAAUGUUGGUAUAUGAUCUGAUUGAAAAAUGAAAACUUACUGACAUCAAAAGAUCUAGAGCCAUUUUGUGAUUGAAUAGGCAACUAAUGCAUAGUUUAUAUUUCACUCAAAUGCCUUCUCUGCUUUAGAUUGUCUUGCUGCCAAAAUGUGUUGUCUGUUAACAGGCACCAACUAAAAUCCAAACUGCUGAUUUCUCUACUGUCACUCAAGGUACUCCUCUUAUCAGCUAUAUAGCAAGAGAACAACACAAGAUCAGGGCAUGAAAUUUAUGACUGUUUCAAUACUGAUCUGAGGUUUACUGCAAACAUUUAGUAUGUAUCUGCAAGUAGGGCCUAUCGGACUUGUGUGGGCUAAAGACAUUUAUGGAGAUACUCUUCGUGGUUACACACCCUAAGCAGACACCUGCAAAGUAGGCGAAAGUUUUUUUUUUCUCAUUUGUGCCAGUAUUUGGUCAGGUAAUGGAUUUCUCAAACCACAACCUUAAAGCCUGUGAAUUUGGGAUAGUGCACUAGUUUAAAUCUCUAGAAUAGCAACCUUGUUUAAAAUAUGAGACUCUACCUGACAACUAUAAAUGAAUCAUUUUAAAAUAAUAACUAAUGUGUCUAAAAUAACAUGCCAGUAUAAACCAUUCAGGUUAGAAGGUACAAACUAAUCUCUUGUAGCAAAUGUGAAUAGUGUGCCUCCUUGUGAAAUAAAUACUGCAUCAGAAUUGUUGGACAACAAAGUUGUGUUGUCCAGUUUGCUCGUCUCCUUGCAUCCCCUUUCCCUCUUCCCACUGCCCCUCUCCAAGUGACAGCUGGUGUUGUACGAUAACUUGGUCAAAUUUACAUAUCUGAACUUGAUUUCCCUGUAGUGUUUCUUGUUCUUCUAAAAAUAUCUGAAUGUGUGCUAUCAGUUUGGGAGAUACCUUGACUUAGUUGGCUUUAUCGGUAUUUCUGUAAAUGAGGAAAAAUAAGAAAUCUUUAUUGAUGAGAAAUCUUUUUUGAUAGCUUUCAGGAAAUCAGAAUAAGUCCAGAACAUCUAACGAAAUAUUCACAUUUCCAAGGUGUUUAAGAGGCUAUUCGUUAUGUUAAAUAAAGUUUAUAAAUAAUUGGAAUUUUGAUUAACAUGUAUAUUAUUCAGCUCAAUAACUGUCGAUAUAUCUAUCCAUUCCUCUCCUGUACAGCUCCUUAAUGUGGUCUUGUAAGCAAUGUUGACAAGGUUAAGCAACGUGUCUAUGCAUGAUGGUGCUGGUAGUAUCAGGUGACAGUGAUUAUGUGAUAGGAUGGAGAUGUGUGUCAAACAAGAUUCCACAUUAGGAAUGUAAUGGUAAUAAUUUUCUUUUUCGUGCGCCAGAACUUGGUCACUGAUCCAUGACCAGUAUCUGACUAUGUGGUAUCCUUGAAUAUGAAUCGGAACUCAAAUGCAGGAUAUUAUUCUUGUGUACCUACUAGCUUCAUAUACGGUUAUUCUGUCAAUGUACUGCUACAUUAUUUAGUUUUAUUUCUUCGUUAUGUACAGUGUAUUAAAUAUCAUCUUUUAUCCAUGA
Messenger RNA from Hypanus sabinus (Atlantic stingray), 3059 nucleotides. It is a transcript of the gene stub1, whose product is annotated as STIP1 homology and U-Box containing protein 1. The record is from RefSeq and is a predicted model, not a curated record. The coding region runs from base 278 to 1147 and encodes 289 amino acids. Gene Ontology annotation, biological process: proteasome-mediated ubiquitin-dependent protein catabolic process; positive regulation of proteolysis; protein polyubiquitination. Gene Ontology annotation, cellular component: cytoplasm; Z disc. Gene Ontology annotation, molecular function: ubiquitin protein ligase activity; protein-folding chaperone binding. NCBI's taxonomy places the organism in Eukaryota, Metazoa, Chordata, Chondrichthyes, Myliobatiformes, Dasyatidae. The transcript is spliced from 7 exons.